AAACGAAAAGCCUUAGAGCGACGACAGCUGUAUAUAUACAAUAGACAGAAAGAGAGAGAGAUAACACUCCUUCUCGUCCAGUAUUAGGGUUUUGAUUAGGAUCGAGAAAACUAUGUCAGGUCUCCACCGAUCAUCAAGCUCAUCGAAGAACGUCGGAAAGUCUCUCCCUUCCAAGGAGCUUCUCGACGAUCUCUGCAGUCGAUUCGUUCUGAACGUUCCUGAAGAAGACCAACAGUCUUUCGAGAGGAUUCUCUUCCUGGUUGAGUAUGCUUAUUGGUACUACGAAGACAAUGCUGUUGAGAACGAUCCGACGCUAAAGUCUCUCUCUUUGAAGGAGUUUACUUCACUCUUGUUCAACAGCUGUGAUGUUUUGAGACCUUACGUUUCUAACAUUGAUGAUAUCUUCAAAGACUUUACGUCUUACAAGUGUAGAGUUCCUGUCACUGGAGCUAUUAUCCUCGAUGAGACUUAUGAACGGUGCUUGUUGGUGAAGGGAUGGAAAGGGUCAAGCUGGAGCUUUCCCCGCGGGAAGAAGAGUAAGGAUGAAGAAGACUAUGCUUGUGCUAUCCGUGAGGUCUUAGAGGAAACUGGAUUUGAUGUCUCAAAGCUACUGAAGAAAGAAGAAUAUAUUGAGUUUACAUUCAGACAGCAAAGAGUUCGACUUUACAUAGUUGCUGGGGUGACAGAUGAUACAGCUUUUGCACCACAAACAAAGAAGGAAAUCAGUGAGAUUGCUUGGCAUCGGCUUGAUCAUCUUCAGCCAGCAAGUAAUGAGGUGAUAACUCAUGGAGUUGCUGGUCUCAAGUUGUAUAUGGUUGCACCUUUUCUUGCGUCGUUGAAGUCGUGGAUAUCAAAGCAUCCUGCUCCUGUGAAACGGAGAUCUGAUAAGCCCCUUAGAGCACGCAGCGUGUGGAAUGCUAGGACGAGUAGUACUGGAGGAAACGGGACAGCAACAACGGAAAGCUACAAUAAAAAGCAGCCCCAACUAGUAGAGCGUCCUCAGAACACAAAACCUGGAAACAGUUUCAGAAGCUUCAAGUUCAACACGUCAGCAAUCUUGGAAUCAGCAUUUUCAGCUUGACUAGUCUCGGUAUUGGUGGGAGAUAUGAUGCGGUUGGAUACUUGGAAUAUGUUCAUACGCUUGUAUUUUUCUUUUCUUCUUCUUUAUGCAUGUCGGUUCUUUUGGAAAGAAAGGGUUGUUUGUACAUGAUGAUGGUUCGUGGGGUAGGUGGUGAAUCCUUUGGAUGAUGGGUUUUAGAUGAGAAUGGUUGCGACCAGCUACAAUAGUUAAAAGGACUUGUUUAUCCAAUGUAAAGAACUGAUAUCUUCUUGAUAGUGACUGCAAUUGAUCUUUCUUAA
Messenger RNA from Raphanus sativus (radish), 1359 nucleotides. RefSeq names its product mRNA-decapping enzyme subunit 2. Gene Ontology annotation, molecular function: manganese ion binding; 5'-(N(7)-methylguanosine 5'-triphospho)-[mRNA] hydrolase activity; RNA binding. Gene Ontology annotation, cellular component: cytoplasm. Gene Ontology annotation, biological process: deadenylation-dependent decapping of nuclear-transcribed mRNA; nuclear-transcribed mRNA catabolic process, nonsense-mediated decay. The record is from RefSeq and is a predicted model, not a curated record. Lineage: Eukaryota; Viridiplantae; Streptophyta; Magnoliopsida; Brassicales; Brassicaceae. Bases 113 to 1081 code for a protein of 322 amino acids. The transcript is spliced from 8 exons.